GACCCGAGCUCAUAGAUGACGCGGCCCUCACGUGACAAAGAGUCGACGUGUGCAGAAAUCCGAAUAGUCUGGGCCCUGUUUCCCUGUGUCUGCUCCGUAUUGCUAGAGAAGAAAGAAAGUGACCCGGAUCCUUUCAGGGACCUUUGAUCCAGGUACUGGAGGGCUCACCAGACGAGCAUACCUGUCUGCAGGACUCUGGGUCUCUUGGACGAGACACAAAUCAAGGUGAAGGAAGAGGGAGGAAAAGCCCCUGGAUCCCUGCAGGAUUAAUUUAUUUGAAAAUAAAAUAAAAAAUACUCAACAUGCAAAAGUCUUGUGAAGAAAAUGAAGGAAAACCAGAGAAUAUGCCAGAGGCAGAGGAACACCUCCCUUCAGAAGAUGCAUUACAGGAGGCAGAAGGAAAUCCUCAGCCUUCUGAAGAAACUAUAAGACAGGAAGCAGAAGGAAACCUUAGAGCAAGGCCCGCUCAAACUGGCCAGGAAUUUAAAGAGGACAUUCCAGUUAGGCAUUUGGACCCUGAAGAAAUGAUAAGAGGAGUAGAUGAGUUGGAAAGGCUUAGGGAAGAGAUAAGAAGAGUAAGAAACAAGUUUGUGCUGAUGCAUUGGAAACAAAGACAUUCACGCAGCCGUCCUUAUCCUGUGUGCUUCAGGCCUUGAAUUCUUUUUUGUGUGAUAUUAAAAUCUGGCCCUUGCUUUCUUCCUGGUAGCAUUUUCUGAUGUAUCUUUUUACCUUUGCUUUACUUUUAUUUUUGGUAUUUCAUUUUUGAUUUCUUGUUACCAGCAUCUCAUUGGAUUUUGAAGUUUGCCAUUUUCCUGGUUUAUUUUUCAAUUAGAAAGUUUCACACAUAUGUAUGGAAAUAUGUUCAUUCUAUGUUACAUAGUGAAACAUAAUAGGUUACAAACAGCAUAUUUGAUAUCAGCUCACAUAUAUAGUAUGAAAUUCCAAAUUGUGUGUGCGUGCACAAUGUAUAUACAUAUGUAUCUCAAAAACCUAACUGUGCAAAUUUCUUUGUGGUGCAAAGUUUUGUUUUUGUUUUACUUUUUGCUUAUGUGUAUUUUUUUAAUGCACACAUAUCUCACAUACACAAAAAGUUGAGAAUUUUUUUAUAAGAGUUAAUAAUUUGCAACCAGCUUAAGGGCAAUGGGGGCACUUGAACUCCUGAUGAAAGAACUAUAAAAAAGAAAUGUAAGUCUCAAAUUACCUCUGCAUCUCUUAGCCAGAGGAAUAAAACUGGCAAUAUUGAAAGAUACACUUGCUU
Molecule: messenger RNA, 1258 nt
Organism: Fukomys damarensis (Damara mole-rat)
Lineage: Eukaryota; Metazoa; Chordata; Mammalia; Rodentia; Bathyergidae
Gene: Tceal8
Product: transcription elongation factor A like 8
Exons: 3
Coding region: 303-656 (117 amino acids)
Source: RefSeq, a predicted model, not a curated record